GCUAACAGAUCCGCCUCCCUCCCCUUUUUCUCUCUCUUCCCGCUCCUCUCUCCCUUUCUUCUUAGCGUUGAAAAUGGCAAAUCCCCAGAAAAACCCUAGCUGCGUUUGCUUAUGAACUGGUUUGGGGGAGAAGUUUUUGAGUAGCCGAAAAAACAGUUCUUGAGUGCUCAAAAAAAAAUUAUUAAAGAGCAGCUCAAAAUAGAGACAAAAGUGCAAAUGACCCAUUUUACGUUUAUAUCCCUUAUUAUAUAACUUUCUUUAUAUGUAAUUCGACAUUACCCUAGCAAACCUAUUCUUUUCUCCUCUUCCUUUUCUCCAUCUCUCCACAAGCGUAUUUUCUCAGUGGCUAACACUAACUUCCCAGUUUUUUGUUCAUCUGACAGAAUCAAAGAGGAUAUAUUAUACUUUUAUAUACGUGAAGAGACAGAGGUGAAAGGCAAGAAAGAAGAUGGGGAAAGCGGCACACAUGAAGCUGAAGGGAAGCCAGAACUUGAGACUACGUCUUUUACUGGCGACCCUUUCAUCCAAAUCUAUUAUUAUUGAGGAUAUACGUGCUGAUUCUACUUGGCCUGGCCUUCGUCCACAUGAGGUCUCUUUCCUCCGCCUCCUCGAAAAAGUCUCUGAUGAUUGUGUUGUUGAAAUCAAUGAAACUGGCACAAAACUGAAGUACAAACCAGGAAUUAUUAUGGGAGGAAGGCAUUUAGUUCAUGAUUGUGGUGUCAGUCGCUCCAUUAGCUACUUCUUGGAGCCUUUGAUUGUGCUUGGUUUGUUUGGAAAGAAACCACUCACCAUUAGGCUUAAAGGGAUCACAAACGAUCCAAAGGACCCAUCUAUUGAUACUUUCCGAUCAACUACUCUGCCUAUACUGAAGCAGUUCGGAGUCCCUGCAGAAGGACUGGAACUGAAAAUUGAGAGUCGGGGAGUUGCUCCUAAAGGUGGCGGAGAAGUAGUUCUUUCAGUCCCUAUGGUCCCAACUAGUUUAAAGGCUACUAAAUGGGUUGACGAAGGUCUGGUGAAGAGAAUCAGAGGUGUUUCCUUUUCAACUAGGGUCUCUGUUCAGUUUGAGAAUACCAUGAUACACGCAGCUCGUGGGAUCUUAAAUCCUUUGCUUGCAGAUGUUCACAUCUUUACAGAUCACAAAGCUGGAGCACAAGCCGGAAUGUCACCUGGCUAUGGAAUUUCUCUAUUUGCAGAGACUACAUCUGGUUGUGUUAUAUCUUCUGAUACUGCAGUUUCAUAUGCAAGAGGAGAAGAUGAUGCUGACCUAGAGGAUGAUAGGAAAGAUCUGAUACCGGCUGAGGAAGUUGGCGAGGAAAUUGCUUCUGCCCUACUUGGGGAAAUUAAACAGGGGGGAGUAGUUGAUUCAACACAUCAGGGACUGCUGUUUCUUCUAUGUGCCUUGGGUCCGAAAGAUGUUUCAGAAGUUCGCGUUGGGAAGCUGUCGCCCUACGGAAUAGAAGCAUUAAGGCAUAUCAGAGACUUUUUGGGUGUUAAAUUUGUCAUGAAACCUGAUGCCUCCACAGGGACUGUCAAUCUCAUGUGUCUUGGCUCUGGAUUUCAGAAUUUAUCCAGAAAAGUAUCAUGAUAAAGAAAUGGCAUUGUGGUGAUUUAGAGUGACAGGCUGGAUCCACACGUUGGGGUUGGUUUGUCAUUCAUCAAUGGGUUGGUUUGGAUUGAAAUCUAGCACACUUUAUCCCGGGCCGGAGGUUUUGAUGUGGUUGCUAGUUUUAACGAUAGCGUUCUAUGGGAAGCAAAAUGUUGAAAUCACAUACGCCAUCUCCCUGUCGGGUUGAAAUUUUGGUGUCAAAGAGUUCAAAUUCACCUAUAUUUGAAAAUUCCUCUACUGCUUUUGUUUCUAAUUGUCUUUUGAGAAAAAUCAUUUGAUCCUGAGUUAUUUUUUCCCAACUUGUUCGUGAGUUUCCAACUAGAAGACAUAAAGUAAGAAUAGAAUUCAAUCAUUUCCGUUAGCAACA
Molecule: messenger RNA, 1973 nt
Organism: Lycium barbarum (goji berry)
Lineage: Eukaryota; Viridiplantae; Streptophyta; Magnoliopsida; Solanales; Solanaceae
Product: probable RNA 3'-terminal phosphate cyclase-like protein
Exons: 8
Coding region: 449-1585 (378 amino acids)
Biological process (GO): ribosome biogenesis; endonucleolytic cleavage of tricistronic rRNA transcript (SSU-rRNA, 5.8S rRNA, LSU-rRNA)
Cellular component (GO): nucleolus
Molecular function (GO): RNA endonuclease activity
Source: RefSeq, a predicted model, not a curated record